GCGGGAACAUAACAAGAUUGUCAGGAUUUUAAAGUCACCACUACCAACACCAGACGACUAGACAGACCAGUGAGCAAAGCAGCCACGUUGGAACUUGCAGUUGUUUAUUUCUAGACCGCAAACUUGUAAAUCGAGAUCACCGUAAACAAGCCGUAAUCAUGAGAGUGAAAGAGGUCGAGAGGACCGUGAACGUGGCGUGGUCGCCUCCUGACCAGCAUCCAACCCUACUGGCUGGAGGAACGGCGGCCCAGCAACUGGAUGCCACUUUCAGCACUACGUCUGCGCUGGAGUUGUUCUCUUUGAACCUGAGUGAGCCAGGCACAGACAUGGAAAAAGUUGCAGGAGUACAGACAGAUCAGAGGUUCCACAAGCUAGUGUGGAGCAUGGACAAUUUGAUUGCUGGUUGUGAUGGAGGUAUAGUCGAAAUUUACAGUCCCCAGGAAAUGCUGGGCGGACAAAAAGAUCUGAAGAUCAAGAAGAAUGGACACAGUGGUGCUGUCAAGGCUCUUGACAUAAAUCCAUAUCAACAAAAUUUAUUAGCUUCUGGUGCUGGUGACUCAGAAAUUUUCAUCUGGGACUUGGUACAAAUGACAAGUCCAAUGACCCCUGGAGCCAAGGUGACUCCACCAGACGCAGUCAGUUGGCUGUCUUGGAACAGACAAGUGCAACAUAUUCUGGCUUCCACUUUUGCAUCCAGAUGCGUGGUCUGGGAUCUGCGUAAAAACGAACCCAUCAUCAAACUAGCUGACUCAAACUCUCAUGUUCGCUGGAACGUGGUUGCUUGGCAUCCAGACGUGGCCACGCAGUUAUGUCUGUCCUCUGAAGACGACAUGGCACCAGUGGUGCAGCUGUGGGACCUGCGAUUCGCCACUUCGCCCCUCAAAACCAUGCUGGGCCAUACAAGGGCAGUCACUUGUAUCUCUUGGUGUGAGAAGGACCCAGAUCUUCUGCUCAGUUGCGGCAGGGACAACAGGAUUCUCUGCUGGAAUCCAAAUGAGAACACUCAAGGCCAUGAACUUCUCUGUGAAAUUCAAACUCCGCAUCAGUGGCUCUUUGACGUUUCUUGGUGCCCUAGAUAUCCUUCCCUCAUAUCCUGCUCCAGCUUUGAUGGCCAUGUUAGCAUUUACUCCUUGACUGGUGGCCAACAAGCGCCCACUGUAACAACUAGCAAGAUUGCAGACUCAUUUCCCGGCAUGGAGAGCCUUGCGCCUGCAGUUGUGGCUCAGCCAGUCGUUCAAACCCACGUGGACCUGAGAAAACCGCCAAAGUGGUUAAGAAGGACUGCAGGAUCCUCUUUUGCUUUUGGUGGCCGUCUAGUUCAAUAUUCUACUGACGAGCCGAACAAAGUAAUCAUCAGCCAAUUGGUGUCUGAGCCAGAGCUGCUCACCCGCGCCGCAAAACUGGAGCACGUACUUAGCCAGGGCAUGUACUCUGAGUUCUGCUACGAGCAACUGCAGACUGCUUCGUCGCCGCAGCUAAAAACCCUGUGGCAGUACUUGGGUGCCCAGUUUGAAGCUCACCCUCAGUCGGCUACGCUCACCUUGCUAGGCUACCCCCUUGACCAAAUAAACAGCAGCAUCAACGCGGCUCUUGGCGAUGACAUCAAUAAACUGACCAAUGAUGUCUCUCAUUUGACCACUAAUGGUGAUCUCCAGACUGAAGAAUUCGACCAGAGUUUCCCCUAUUCGGAUCUUCCAACCGAAAAAUUCUGCAUCCCUAGCUCGCUUGACCCAGAAGGUCAAAUUGGCCAGGCACUGUUGGUUGGAAAACUGGAAGCGGCUGUGGAGUUGUGUCUUCAACAAAACCGAAUGGCCGACGCGCUGCUUCUCGCCAUGACUGGCGGGGCAAAACUGCUUGCCCAAACGCAGAUGCGCUACUUCAAGCAAUCGAAAGGCUGGCUUUCUCAUCUGAUUAACGCUGUUGUGAGCCAUGACUGGAAGUCUAUUAUUGCCACUUGCUCGUUGUCCUCGUGGCCGCAACUUUUGGCUGGAAUCCUCACCCACGCGAACGGGGAGGACUUCUAUUUACUGUGUCAACAACUUGGCGAAAGACUAGAGAGUGAUGCAGAAUACAAAUCGUUUGCCCAGGUUUGUUACCUUUGCUCCGGCAAUGUGGACAAACUUGUUUCUUCAUGGGACACAAACUUUGCUCCAAGCAGCAAUUUGCAGCUGCAGGAAAUGGUCCAAGGAGCUCUUUUGCUCCAAAUAGCUGCGUCCCAGUCUCAGGGUAGAACGAUUCCGACUACGGGAAGUCUGGCUAACUUGCUGUCCAAGUACGCCUUCCUUCUGGCCUCUCAGGGCGCCCUGACUUCAGCCCUGUCCUGUUUGGAGACUGCCCAAGAUGAGUCUGCCCUUGAGCUGAAAGACAGACUGACAACAGGUCUUGGCAUGAAGAGCCAGCCCAGAGCUGUGCAGAAACAGCAUCUGCAGCAGCAGCAAACAUUCAGGAGGCCCAGUGGCCCGCAGAUUCCUACACAGCCGUGGCCGAGAUCGCGAACUGUUAGUCAGUCAAGUGGUUACGACCAACCGGCAGUGCAGGCUUACCCUUCCAGUGGUCCAGUGUACCCGCAGACUUCGCCUGUGUAUCAACCGGCACCCAGUUUGUAUCAGCCCACGCCAAAUGUGUACCCUCCGGCGCCCUCACCUUCUCCUUAUCCGACUCCAAUGCAGCCUGCAGCCACCGGGUCUCCUUCACCUGCCCCUCCUCCGCCGACAACUGGAGGCAAACCUUCAGGAAUUGGCUCUGGCUUAAGCAGGAAAUAUAUUGCCGACCCCUCUGUGCAAAAUAACAGUUCUUACGGCCAAAGCUACGGUGGUGGACAGUAUGGCCAGGCGAGUUCGUACCCAUCAUCUCCUUACUCUGGUAGUCCUUAUGGAGCAGACAACAGCUACUCCUCGUCCCAGCAGCCCAGCGUCUUCUCUCCUAUGCCGAGUGCUGCCUUACCCAGUGAUCAGUCAUUCAACAACUCUUCCUACUCCUCAUACACAGGUGUUUAUUAUGGCUAUGCAGAGCCGCAAGCUAGUGUGGCGCCUGCCCCGCGGCCACAGCCCAAACUGAUGGAGAGCCAGCUCGCACCGCCAGGAUGGAAUGACCCACCACCAAUCAGCAAGCCAGUGCAGAAAAAAUCUGACAUUAAUGCCCCCGCUCCCAUAACCUGUCCUUUAUAUGGCGUUGCUCCUGCAGAACCUGAGCCAGUCAACACGGGUAUGCCAGGGUUUUAUCAGCCGAUGAUGCCUCAGAAUCCGAUGAGCCAAAUGCCUCAGAAUCAGAUGAGCCAAAUGCCUUACAAUCAGAUGAGCCAGAUGCCAAACCAACAGUAUAAUAUCAUGCAGCCUGCUGCCACAGCGCCUGUAUCGCCGGUGAGAAAGGCCACCAUCUGCGAGCCUCCUAAGCCCAAGGCGGAAAUUCCUGCUGAGCACCAAAUCAUCGCGACAGUGCUCACCUCGCUGAAGGAUCAAUGUAUUAGUUUGGCACCAAAUCCGCAGAUACGCCGAAAGAUGGAGGAUGUUGGCAGGAAAUUGGAAAUUCUUUUUGACAGCCUUCGCGAGUACAAGUUUCAAAAAAUGUUACAGCUCUCGGAGAACUCUUUUGCCUCGUUCCACGAACUGAUCAGGCACAUCCAGGCUGGCGACUACCAAGGCAGCCUGCAGCUUCACACAGUAAUGAUUUCUGGGCCAGAAUUCUCGCAGAUGUCCGCCUUCAUGCCCAGCAUCAAGGUCCUGAUCCAGACCUCUGCUCAGCUUGGCGCCCAUGUGCAGUAGUGAGUUGUCACAUGUUUUUCGCAGAUUCACCAAAUGAACUAUUUUGAAUGGAUGGGGAUUAUGGUGGUUGAGUUCUUGUAAUCAUUGUAAAAAGGAAAUUUUAAGAGAUCGUUAAUUAUCAUAAAAUUGUUUAUCUGUUAGGUUUUGAUAAUAAUAAAUGAUAAUUUUAAACCGGUAAA
This is a messenger RNA of Cloeon dipterum, 3940 nucleotides long. RefSeq names its product secretory 31 (gene Sec31). Gene Ontology annotation, biological process: COPII-coated vesicle cargo loading; endoplasmic reticulum organization; intracellular protein transport. The transcript is spliced from 21 exons. Gene Ontology annotation, cellular component: endoplasmic reticulum exit site; COPII vesicle coat. Bases 159 to 3761 code for a protein of 1200 amino acids. The record is from RefSeq and is a predicted model, not a curated record. Lineage: Eukaryota; Metazoa; Arthropoda; Insecta; Ephemeroptera; Baetidae. Gene Ontology annotation, molecular function: protein binding; structural molecule activity.